ACAAUUAAGAGACAACAUUUCUUGUCACUCAGAUAAUUAUGGGGUCACAAACUCAGCCAGCUAAGGUUCCCAUUGUAGAUUUAUCAAAAGAAAACUUGAAGCCUGGUACGGAUGCAUGGCUCUUGGCAAGCAAGGAAGUCAAGUAUGCUCUAGAAGAGUAUGGCUGCUUUGAAGCUAUUUACAAUAAAGUUCCUCUGGAACUUCACAACUCGACUUUUUCUUUGCUUGAAGACCUUUUCAAUCUUCCCUUGGAAAUUAAGAUGCAGAACACCAGUGACAGGCCUUACCACAGCUAUUUCGGACAAUAUUCCUUCCUUCCUCUCUACGAAUCCCUGGGUGUCGAUAACCCGACGACAUUAGAAGGAGCUCAACGCUUCACAAGUAUCAUGUGGCCUGAAGGAAAUGACGAGUUUCGUGAAAGUGCUCAUUCCUUCUCAAAGCUGGUGGCAGAAUUGGAUGAAAUGGUGACAAAAAUGGUGUUUGAGAAUUAUGGUGUGGAGAGGCUCUAUGAGCCUCACAUGGCAUCAACGACUUACCUUCUCAGAUGCUUCAAAUAUAGAGCGCCUCAGCUGAAUGAGACUGAUAUGGGAUUGCAUCCUCACAAAGAUAAGACCUUCAUAUCCAUACUUCAUCAAAAUGAGAUCAAUGGUUUGCAGAUAAAAACAAAGGACGGCCAAUGGAUUGAUGUGGAACCAUCACCUUCAUCUUUUCUAGUCAUGGCAGGAGACGCAUUCAUGGCAUGGAGCAACGACAGGGCACACUCUUGUGAUCACCAAGUCAUCAUGAAAGAGAAGAAAACCAGAUACUCCAUGGGAUUAUUCGCAUUUAAUAGUGGGAUUCUGCAAGUACCUGAAGAGUUGGUCGAUGAGAAACAUCCCUUACUGUACAGGCCUUUCGAUCAUUUUGGUUUCCUUGUCUUUAAUAAGACACCAGAAGGAAUGAAAUCUGAGUGUCCUAUCAAAGACUACUGUGGUGUUUGAUCUCUAUUGAUCUAGAGGGAGCGUGGUGGCUUGUUAACUUACUUGUUGUCUUUUUGGUGUGCGUAAUAAUAUUGUCAAUUAAGGUUGUUGGUCGAUAUCGUAUUUCAACACACUACUACAAAAAGUGCAUCACACAACACCUAUCAGACAAGAGAAUAAAAGUUUACAUUCGUCUGAUAACGUGAACUCUAUUGUACA
Molecule: messenger RNA, 1178 nt
Organism: Rosa chinensis
Lineage: Eukaryota; Viridiplantae; Streptophyta; Magnoliopsida; Rosales; Rosaceae
Product: probable 2-oxoglutarate-dependent dioxygenase AOP1
Exons: 3
Coding region: 39-980 (313 amino acids)
Molecular function (GO): dioxygenase activity
Source: RefSeq, a predicted model, not a curated record